CACUUUUUUCCUCACCCACCUAACACCUCUCCUUCUGCACUCACUCACGAGUUUCUCUCUCUCUCUCUCUCUCUCUCUCUCUCUCUCUGAAAAAGGAGAGGAAAAUAUGAAUUACUCUCACAUUUGAGAAAUCCAUUUCCUCAGGAAAACCUUUUACUCAGAGAAAACCUUCUACAAAGCUCAACGCUUAGGUUUUCGAUCUUUCUCAAUUCGUAGAAAUUAGCGCUUGUUUACCAAAGUCACUGUUUUUUUGAAAAAAAGAAAGAAAAGAAAAAACAGAGCUAAGGAAUUUGAUUAAUCUGAUUCCCGAUCAAUUUGCCUUUACGUUGUUUUGAUUCGGAAUUCGAUUAAUCUAAUAUAAUACCAAAAAAAAAAAAAAAAUUCAAAAAAAAUAAAAAAUCGGUGCGAAUUUUCGUGUUUAGGUUUCGGUUUUCUCGAAUCGAAAAAACUGGAGAAAACAGGGGAAAUGACGCUGACGCUGGAGUCGAUGCCGGGGAGCUCGGGGUACUUGGACACGUACCCGGAGCGAAAAAUUUCGUAUUUCAAGAAUCCGUACGUGCUCGGAUUGACUUUCGUCGCCGGAAUCGGCGGAUUGCUCUUCGGCUACGACACUGGUGUGAUAUCAGGAGCCCUUCUGUAUAUUAAAGAUGAUUUUGAGGUGGUCAGGGAGAGUUAUUUCCUACAGGAAACAAUUGUCAGCAUGGCCUUGGUUGGUGCAAUUAUUGGAGCAACAACGGGGGGUUGGUUAAAUGAUUCCUAUGGACGGAAGAAGGCUACUCUUAUUUCUGAUGUUAUCUUUGCUGUUGGAUCAGUUGUCAUGGCUGCAGCCCCAGAUCCAUAUGUUCUUAUAUUGGGACGACUUCUUGUUGGCCUGGGUGUUGGUGUAGCAUCUGUGACUGCUCCUGUGUAUAUUGCGGAAGCAUCACCUUCAGAAAUAAGGGGAAGUCUGGUGAGCACAAAUGUGCUUAUGAUAACUGGUGGACAGUUUAUUGCCUACCUUGUAAAUCUUGCUUUUACAGAGGUCCCUGGGACAUGGCGAUGGAUGCUUGGAGUUUCAGGCGUGCCUGCCAUCGUUCAGUUCAUUCUUAUGAUCUUUCUGCCGGAGUCUCCCCGGUGGCUUUUUAUGAAGAAUGAUAAAUCUAAAGCCAUUUCUGUGCUUUCUAAAAUUUAUGACUUUUCCCGCUUAGAGGAUGAAAUUGAUUACCUUACUGCUCAAGUAGAGGAGGAACGCCAGAAAAGAGCUAAUAUCAGAUACAUGGAUGUUUUUAGAAUAAAACAAAUCAGGCUUGCAUUUGUGGUUGGGGCUGGACUACAGGCAUUUCAGCAGUUUACUGGUAUCAACACAGUCAUGUACUACAGCCCAACAAUCGUCCAGUUGGCCGGCUUUGAAAAUAACCAGUUAGCCCUUCUCCUGUCCCUUAUUGUUGCUGCCAUGAAUGCUGCUGGAACAAUUUUAGGCAUUUACCUUAUUGAACAUUCUGGGCGGAGGAAGUUAGCCCUCACAAGCUUAGCUGGUGUAUUUGUAUCCCUUAUUCUCCUUUCUGUGUCAUUUUUUUUCGAAUCAUCCAGUUCAAGUGGAAUAUAUGGGUGGUUGGCAAUUUUAGGCUUAGCCCUGUACAUUGCUUUCUUCUCACCUGGGAUGGGACCUGUGCCGUGGACUGUCAACUCAGAGAUAUAUCCUGAAGCAUAUCGUGGGAUGUGUGGGGGAAUGUCGGCUACUGUGAAUUGGAUUUCGAAUCUAAUAGUGUCCCUGUCUUUUCUUACAGUUGCUGAAACUGUGGGGACUGGUCCAACUUUCUUGAUUCUUGCCUGUGUGGCUGUACUUGCAUUUGUGUUUGUGAUUGUGCUGUUGCCAGAAACACAAGGAUUGACAUUUGAGGAAGUGGAGAAUAUCUGGAAGGCAAGGGCUCGGGGCAAAGGGCAAGGCACAGAAAGCCUGCUUGAGCAGGGAGAUGAGUCCUAGGUAUAAUGACCGUUUCGCUUAUUUUGAUGGAAGCGGUAUUAGUACCCUUAGAUAUUGUGAAAGACAGUUUGUAUAGUUGAUCUAUAUAUAUACAUCCCCACCUAUAUAAUAAAUAGGGUUAAGACUAAAAUCUAUUCCAUGCCAGUCUCUUUUUUAUGCUGAGGCACUUGUGUUUGGCAAGGAUAGGUAUUUAUGGGCAUGGUUUGAGGUCUAGCCAGAGUGAAAUUGCCUUGGGUUGGGUUUGUAAUGCAGGUUUCAGUGGAAGUUUGUGUGUGUGUUGCAGUAAAAGAAAACCAGAAAGACUAUGGACUUUGACAACAGCGAAAGCUAAGCACCCCAUCCCAUUUGAAUGCAGAAAAAGAGAAGUAAUGUUAAAGGAUCAAUUUGCAUUCUAUUACAUUAAAUUGUAAAUUGAUUCCAAUCAAGGGCACAGUAUUACGGGUAGUGGUUCAAUGCUUCUCCUUUGUUUAUUAUGAAUAUUGGACAUGUUUAAAUCUGCAAUCUAUAAAUCAGAAAUCAGAAUUGUUUCUUCGUUGCU
Quercus lobata is the source of this 2501-nucleotide messenger RNA. It is a transcript of the gene INT1, whose product is annotated as inositol transporter 1. Lineage: Eukaryota; Viridiplantae; Streptophyta; Magnoliopsida; Fagales; Fagaceae. Gene Ontology annotation, cellular component: membrane. Gene Ontology annotation, molecular function: transmembrane transporter activity. The record is from RefSeq and is a predicted model, not a curated record. Gene Ontology annotation, biological process: transmembrane transport. Bases 467 to 1963 code for a protein of 498 amino acids. The transcript is spliced from 6 exons.